This is a messenger RNA of Cajanus cajan (pigeon pea), 2069 nucleotides long. Its product is annotated as GRAS family transcription factor. The record is from RefSeq and is a predicted model, not a curated record. NCBI's taxonomy places the organism in Eukaryota, Viridiplantae, Streptophyta, Magnoliopsida, Fabales, Fabaceae.
GCUCAUAACAUAAGACCCAAACUAACUUUUGUGGGCUACAAACUACAAAGUGAUCACCCUUUCUGUCUCCUUUAUUUACCUCUCUAGAAUUAAAAUUUGAUUUCCUUCCAACGCAGUUAACACAUUUCACCACCAAACCAAACACUCAUUUUCUGACACCCGUCGACCCAUCUGCUAAAACUUUCCCUCUCAGUUUUGUCACUUUUCCCUCAAAAGUUUCCUCCAAACCUUUCGAUUCUCUCUUGAUCAUGCUUCAAAGCUUGGUCCCCGGCACUCCCAACCCUAACGCCAUGAAGACAAAGCGCGCCGACGCCGAUUCCCCCGCUCACCAGCCUCCCUUCAAGCGCGCCGCCGAGGUUGAGCCGGACCCCGAGGAGGAGCAGGCGUUCGACCCCGAACCACACGGCGGCGAGUCCACCGGCCUCAAACUCCUCGGCCUCCUCCUCCAAUGCGCGGAGUGCGUCGCCAUGGAUAAGCUCGACUUCGCCAACGACCUCCUCCCGGAGAUCGCGGAGCUCUCGUCGCCGUUCGGCUCCUCGCCGGAGCGAGUCGGCGCGUACUUCGCGCAGGCGCUGCAGGCGCGCGUGGUGAGUUCCUGCCUGAGCUCGUACUUGCCGCUGACUGCGAAAUCGGUAACCCUAACUCAGUCGCAGCGAAUCUUCAACGCGUUCCAAUCGUACAACUCGGUGUCGCCGCUGGUGAAGUUCUCGCACUUCACCGCGAACCAGGCGAUCUUCCAGGCGCUGGACGGCGAGGAUCGCGUCCACAUCAUCGACCUGGACAUCAUGCAGGGACUCCAAUGGCCGGGACUGUUCCACAUCCUGGCCUCUCGGUCGAAGAAAAUCCGGUCCAUGAGAAUCACCGGAUUCGGAUCCUCCUCGGAGCUUCUGGAGUCGACCGGGCGGCGACUGGCGGAUUUCGCCAGCUCGCUAGGGCUUCCGUUCGAGUUCCAUCCGGUGGAAGGGAAAAUCGGGAGCGUGACGGAGGUGAGUCAACUCGGUGUUCAACCUAACGAGGCAAUCGUGGUGCACUGGAUGCAGCACUGCUUGUAUGACAUAACAGGGAGCGACUUAGCGACGCUGAGAUUGCUGACUCAGCUUCACCCGAAGCUCAUAACCACCGUGGAGCAGGAUCUGAGCCACGCCGGCAGCUUCCUUUCGCGGUUCGUGGAGGCUUUGCAUUACUACAGCGCAUUGUUCGACGCCCUCGGGGACGGAUUGGGUGCGGAGAGCCUGGAGAGGCACACGGUGGAGCAGCAGCUGUUGGGGUGCGAGAUCAGAAACAUCGUGGCCGUGGGCGGCCCCAAGCGGACUGGUGAGGUUCAGGUGGAGAGGUGGGCUGAUGAGCUCAAACGGGCCGGGUUCCGGGCCGUUUCUCUCCGGGGCAACCCGGCCGCUCAGGCUAGUUUGUUGCUUGGCAUGUUCCCUUGGAGAGGUUACACUCUUGUUGAGGAGAAUGGGUCCCUCAAGCUUGGUUGGAAGGAUCUCUCUCUCUUGAUUGCCUCCGCUUGGCAACCCUCUCAUUGAUUGAUAUUUGAAUUUGGGUGAGGGAGCAAAGCAUCUCCCCCUAUCAUUGCAACCACUGCUAUCAGUUUCAUUUUUUUAUUUUUAUUAAUUGUUUUAUUGAUUCAGACUCAGCUCCUAUUAGAUGGGAUAUGGAUAUGGAUAUGGGUCAUGGGGAUUCGCGAAUGGGGACUGUAUCAUAAUAAUAAUGAUGAUAUAUGUUGUGGGAUACCAAACACGUUUGUGACCAGUGCAGUGGUGCUUGGUUCAGGUUCAAUAAACAAUGAUAGCGUAGUGGUAAGUAGAAUGAAUGAAUCAAUUCAGAAGGAAUGACGUCUCCUUCACGUCCCUGGUUCCGUGGACAAAUUGGGUGCACCAAAAUCAAAGGAUGGGGAAACACAACAGACUCUACUACUGCCUAAACACAAAGGAAAUUUAAUAUUUCUACUAGUCAAAUUCCUCAUCACUCCACACAGAGUUCACUUCUCAAUUUUCAUGUGGACCCAACUCUUUUCUUAUGUCUUCUCAUCUUUAAUGAAUUUUCUAUCGUACAAUCUUGUUUAAUCA